Gossypium arboreum is the source of this 672-nucleotide messenger RNA. RefSeq names its product ankyrin repeat-containing protein BDA1-like. NCBI's taxonomy places the organism in Eukaryota, Viridiplantae, Streptophyta, Magnoliopsida, Malvales, Malvaceae. Gene Ontology annotation, molecular function: protein binding. The transcript has a single exon. The coding region runs from base 1 to 672 and encodes 223 amino acids. The record is from RefSeq and is a predicted model, not a curated record.
AUGAAUGAGAGGAUGAUAGAGGCUGCCCAAACAGGAGAUGUUAACCUCUUGUAUGAGUUGAUUCUGAAUGAUCCAUAUGUUUUAGAGCGUAUUGAUGAUGUGCCAUUUUUUCAUACUCCAUUGCAUGUAGCUGCCUCUGCUAGGCAUAUUGAGUUUAUGAUGGAGAUGAUCAAAUUAAAGCCAACGUUUGCAAGAAAGCUAAACCAAGCUGGGUUUAGCCCCAUGCACUUGGCUCUGCAAAAUCACAGAACUCAUGCAGUGCUUCGGCUCCUCAGGUUUGAUGAAAGUCUUGUCCGUGUCAAAGGUAGGGAGGACCUCACUCCUCUGCAUCAUGUGGUUCAAACUGAAAACUUGAAUCUUUUGAAAAAAUUUCUUGAGGUUUGUCCUGAGGCUAUUGAAGAUAUGACUGUUCGAGAUGAGACAAUUUUCCAUCUUGCUGUAAAAAACGAUACGUUUGAAGCUUUCCAAGUCUUGGUGGGGUGGCUUAUAAGCAGCUGCCAUGAGUCUGCCCAAUGGGAGAAAGAACUACUUGGGCAGACAUUGAUGGCAACCGUGCUUUACACAUUGCAACUAUUAGAAACAGACCUCGAGUAUAUGUUAUUUUUUGUCAUUAAGUCAGUUAUUGAUGUGCAUAUAUGCAUGAUAAAAGGAUUACUUAUAGGAAUAUUCUAA